This is a messenger RNA of Pantherophis guttatus, 847 nucleotides long. RefSeq names its product lysozyme g-like. The record is from RefSeq and is a predicted model, not a curated record. Gene Ontology annotation, biological process: defense response to Gram-positive bacterium; peptidoglycan catabolic process. NCBI's taxonomy places the organism in Eukaryota, Metazoa, Chordata, Lepidosauria, Squamata, Colubridae. Gene Ontology annotation, cellular component: extracellular region. Gene Ontology annotation, molecular function: lysozyme activity.
AGCUCCCCUUACCACAUGUGCGAGGCUGAACUGUUGGAUGCUUUCUUAUUGCUCUCCUUGCUUGUUAUUGGUUGCUGCUUGCCCGAACCACCCGGCCCAGGCCCAGCUGCUUUGCUCCUUGCCCACUUGACUGCCGUCGCCUUCCUAACUUUUGCUCAUUCUUAUUGCGGUAACAUAAUGGAUGUGGAUACCACUGGGGCUUCUCUUGAAACUGGAAAACAAGAAGGCUUGGAGUUUGGGGGGGUUGAGGCUUCAAAAAUAAUUGCAAGGAGAGAUCUAAACUAUCUAGAGAAGUAUAAAAUGAAGAUUAAGCGUGUCAGUGAAAAAACAAAUAUUGAUGUAGCAGUGAUUGCUGGUAUAAUAUCUCGAGAAUCACAUGCUGGAACUAUCCUAGAAGAUGGUUGGGGUGACCAUGGAAAUGGAUUUGGAUUAAUGCAGGUGAAUAAAAGAUAUCAUAAAAUAGUUGGCACCUGGGAUAGUGAGGAACACAUUACUCAGGGGGCUCUCAUUCUCUGUAACAUGAUAAAGGAGAUUAAAAAAAAAUUUCCAUCAUGGACAAACGAACAGCAGCUCAAAGGUGGAAUUUCAGCCUACAAUGCAGGACCUAAAAAUGUCCAAAGCUAUGAGCGAAUGGAUAUAGGCACUACGAAGAAUGACUAUGCCAAUGAUGUUGUUGCAAGAGCCAAGUUUUACAAAACAAAUGGAUAUUAAAAAUCUAGAACAAAGAUGCUAUCAUUUCAGUCUUACCCAAAUUUUGUAUGUAACAUUAGCAAGAUCUAUUUGCUGAAUUCUACAAAAAUAAACUUUUGCCAAUUUCUGCAGAAAAUAAAGCUAUAUUGCUAUUUUA